AUGAAUUACGAAAUCAACAGUUUUGAGGCCGCGGCACUACCCGAGAAGAUUCAACCAGUUUUUGAUUUCGAGCCGGUGCGGUAUGAUAAUCAAGCAACCAUCUGCUCUAACUGUUCUCACCAUGUCCACUUUCAAAACCACGUCAUCGUUUACGUUCCAGAAGCGCAAUUGCCAGAACUUCCAGUCGCAAUAGAAAAGAAAACAAGAACGUGCCGUGUAGCCGUCGUCGCUCCGGUCCUAAUUUUCAUCGUCUGCUGCGCGAUUUUCCUCGUUGCAGCCCUGGUGCAUUGUGUUUCA
This is a messenger RNA of Mesorhabditis spiculigera, 297 nucleotides long. The record is from the annotation of a GenBank genome assembly. NCBI's taxonomy places the organism in Eukaryota, Metazoa, Nematoda, Chromadorea, Rhabditida, Rhabditidae.